Messenger RNA from Phyllostomus discolor (pale spear-nosed bat), 3014 nucleotides. RefSeq names its product cell division cycle 23 (gene CDC23). Bases 178 to 1740 code for a protein of 520 amino acids. Lineage: Eukaryota; Metazoa; Chordata; Mammalia; Chiroptera; Phyllostomidae. The transcript is spliced from 15 exons. Gene Ontology annotation, biological process: cell division. Gene Ontology annotation, molecular function: protein binding. Gene Ontology annotation, cellular component: anaphase-promoting complex. The record is from RefSeq and is a predicted model, not a curated record.
GAGUUGCUGAGAUAGAAAAAUGGCUGUGAGUCCCUCUGUAGUCCCUGUGGCCCUCACGGCUCCAUUGGUACCUGUCUUGUCAGCAAGUGGCGAUUUCUCAAAUUUGCGGGAAAUUAAAAAGCAGCUGCUACUUAUCGCCGGCCUUACCCGGGAGCGGGGCCUACUGCACAGUAGCAAAUGGAGGAUGCCCAGGAUAUGGACGCUUACACCCUGGCCAAGGCCUACUUUGAUGUUAAAGAGUAUGAUCGGGCAGCACAUUUCCUGCAUGGCUGCAAUAGCAAGAAAGCCUAUUUCCUGUACAUGUAUUCUAGAUAUCUGUCUGGAGAAAAGAAGAAGGAUGAUGAAACAGUUGAUAGCCUAGGUCCUCUCGAAAAAGGACAAGUGAAAAAUGAGGCUCUUAGAGAAUUGAGAGUAGAGCUCAGCAAAAAGCACCAGGCUCGAGAACUUGAUGGAUUUGGCCUCUAUCUGUAUGGUGUUGUGCUUCGAAAACUGGAUUUGGUGAAAGAGGCCAUUGAUGUAUUUGUGGAGGCUACUCAUGUUUUGCCUUUGCAUUGGGGAGCCUGGCUAGAACUCUGUAACUUGAUUACAGACAAAGAGAUGCUGAAGUUCCUGUCUUUGCCGGACACCUGGAUGAAAGAGUUUUUUCUGGCUCACAUAUACACAGAGUUGCAGUUGAUAGAGGAGGCACUGCAAAAGUAUCAGAAUCUCAUUGAUGUAGGCUUCUCUAAGAGCUCAUAUAUUGUUUCCCAAAUUGCAGUUGCCUAUCACAAUAUCAGAGAUAUUGACAAAGCCCUUUCUAUUUUUAAUGAGCUAAGGAAACAAGACCCUUAUAGGAUUGAGAAUAUGGACACAUUCUCCAACCUUCUUUAUGUCAGGAGCAUGAAAUCUGAGUUGAGUUAUUUGGCUCACAACCUCUGUGAAAUUGAUAAAUAUCGUGUAGAAACGUGCUGUGUAAUUGGCAAUUAUUACAGUUUGCGUUCUCAGCAUGAAAAAGCAGCCUUGUAUUUCCAGAGAGCCUUGAAAUUGAAUCCCCGGUAUCUUGGGGCCUGGACACUGAUGGGACAUGAGUACAUGGAAAUGAAAAACACAUCUGCUGCUAUUCAGGCUUAUAGACAUGCCAUUGAGGUUAAUAAACGGGACUACAGAGCUUGGUAUGGCCUUGGGCAGACCUAUGAAAUCCUAAAGAUGCCAUUUUAUUGCCUUUAUUAUUACAGACGGGCUCACCAGCUUCGGCCCAAUGAUUCUCGCAUGCUGGUUGCUUUAGGAGAAUGUUAUGAGAAACUCAAUCAACUCGUGGAAGCCAAAAAGUGUUAUUGGAGAGCUUACGCCGUGGGAGAUGUGGAGAAAAUGGCUCUGGUGAAACUGGCAAAGCUUCAUGAACAGUUGACUGAGUCAGAACAGGCUGCCCAGUGUUACAUCAAAUAUAUCCAAGAUAUCUAUUCCUGCGGGGAAAUAGUGGAACACUUGGAGGAGAGCACAGCUUUCCGCUAUCUGGCCCAAUAUUAUUUUAAGUGCAAGCUGUGGGAUGAAGCUUCAACUUGUGCCCAAAAGUGCUGUGCAUUCAAUGAUACCCGGGAAGAAGGUAAGGCCUUGCUCCGGCAAAUCCUGCAGCUUCGGAACCAAGGAGAGACUCCUUCCACCGAGAUGCCUGCUCCCUUUUUCCUCCCUGCUUCACUCUCUGCUAACAACACUCCUACGCGCAGAGUUUCUCCGCUCAACCUGUCUUCAGUCACACCAUAAUUGGCUACUUUCAAGCUAGCACAUUGCUAGACCCAAAUUAAGCCUUACCUCCACAUAAAAAAUGUCCAUGUCUGUUCUUCUAAGGACCUUAGUUCUUUUGGUGUGUACAGAUGGAAACUCCUUGGGCAGAGUUUACAGAAUCACCUUUAGAUUAGACUGACAGAAGAACCCUGGCAGGGAAAGACAUUGUCUUUUGCCAGUUAGAAGUACUUCUAUCUUCCUUAUGUCCAGAGAGUAGCUACAGAUCUUGGCCGUCUUCCCAGUUUCUGUCACCCCUGUCCCCCAGAUUCUCUGUAAUAGCACUUUAGUCCCUGCAAGGCUACAGGAACAGUUUUAAUGCUGCUGGGAGUGGAUGAUUUCUUGAGAGGUAAGGAAGGGAAAAAAGUCUGUGAUUCUACCCUCUGCUGACAAUAGGGUCACUGGAUACCCUAGCAAGGUCAGGGCACUGAAUAGACAUGACUUUGUGGUCCUUGAAUUUGUUGAGCAUGACUAUUCUGGUAUCAGAUGUUAAGUCUAAAUGGAGUAAAGCUGUACAUUUGUUCUUAUUCUAGAGAGAUUCUUCCAAAACAUAGUUUUGAAGUCUCCUAGAAGCUUUCAAAUUGGAAGUAACUUACUAGAGUUGAAUAAAAGAAGGGACAAAAGAAUCUCGGUGAGCAUGAAGGCCCCUUUGAGGGCAAAGAUGUCUUAGAGUUAUUUAUAUCUCUCACUAAAGCAAAGUAAGGAGACAAGAUUACAGAUAAUUUCGUGGACAUUUGGGAAUAAACUUGUUUCAAGCUGGUUUGUUUUAAUAUUUUUGAUGUAAUUGUCAGUUUUUCCCUCUAUCUCCAACAGAAUUUUUUUUCAGGCUUAAUAGUAUUAGACAAAGUAAGGGGAAUCACUGUCAGUGUGCUCCUAGAGGGGUUCCAGCCUGUGCAUGUGCAUUCAGUAGGAGGUAACAUGCUAUGACUAUGUAUGCUGUGAUGAAUUCGUAUAGUAGGUGAUACGUAUUAUUUUGAGUUCAGAACCCAGCCUUCCUAUGUUUAUGUUUCUAGAACAAGUUUGUUACCCAGUCACCUCCUAUUAUGACACUUCAUUUUAUAUUAAGGAAGGGCUUGAGUAUCUAAUGUCCCAUGGAUUCAUUUCUUACCAAGCUUUCUUAGGUAUCUACUGCCACUCCUGUACAAAGUUUCCAUGGGCCUGAAUGAUGUUUGAUUUUCAAUUUUUCUGUCAUCUUGUAAUUUGAAUGAUUUUGCAAAAUUUGGCAUUCAAAUUAAAAAAUGUAAAACAAAUGUGAA